AAUGUAAUUAGUGAAAAUAUAACAAUGGGUUUUCGCCAAAUUCCAACAAAUAAUACUGUUUAGUUUUAAAGUCAUAUAUGAAUUGCCACACAUCGGCAACGCUGCGCGUAUCUGAAGUGAAUUUUGAUUGGGGUGUAGAUAGUUGCACCUGACCUCGUCCAAUGAAAUCAUCAUUUUUAGACUUGGUAGGGCGAGAUCAGGGGUCACCUUGAAUUAAGAAAGGGAAAUCUCUAAUUUGAUUUGAAUUUAUAUUGCACUAAAUAUUACAGCCUUCAAAAAUUUGUUGUGAGUUUUAAAAGUCGAUAAGCUAAAAUGACAGAAGAAAAUGCAAAAUCAAAGUUUAUUGAACGUGGGGCCUACAAAGGAAGAGGUCUUGCUGUUUUUACCAGUGGGGGUGACUCUCAGGGCAUGAAUGCAGCCGUUAGGGCAGUAGUUCGUAUGGGAAUAUAUCUUGGCUGUAAAGUAUAUUUCAUCAGGGAAGGAUAUCAAGGAUUAGUAGAUGGAGGAAACAACAUAGUAGAGGCUAAUUGGUCUUCAGUAAGUUGCAUUAUCCACAAAGGAGGUACUAUAAUUGGAUCAGCAAGAUGCAUGGAUUUCAAGGAAAAACCAGGUCGUCUAAAAGCAGCAAAAAAUCUUAUUGAUCAUGGUAUAAAUCAUCUUGUUGUCAUUGGAGGUGAUGGUAGUUUAACAGGUGCUGACUUGUUCAGACAAGAAUGGAGCAGUUUAUUAGACGAGCUAUUGUCAACUGGUCAAAUCACAGCCGAAUUACGUGAAAAGAAUAAAUAUUUGCAAAUUGUCGGUUUGGUUGGGUCUAUUGAUAACGACUUUUGCGGUACAGAUAUGACUAUUGGAACUGACAGUGCAUUGCACAGGAUUAUAGAAGCUAUUGAUGCUAUAGUGAGUACCGCAUACUCUCAUCAACGUACAUUUAUAAUGGAAGUUAUGGGAAGACAUUGUGGGUAUUUGGCUAUUGUCGCAGCUUUAACAACAGAAGCUGACUAUGUUUUUAUACCCGAAUGUCCGCCAAUGGGCGAUUGGAAAAAACGACUUUGCGACAAAUUGGAACAGGAAAGAGCUGCAGGUCAGCGAUUGAAUAUCAUCAUAGUUGCUGAAGGAGCAAUAGACAGAAAUGGUGAUCCCAUCACAGCAGAGCAAGUCAAAGAUGUCGUUGUUAAAAACUUGCAUCAAGAUACGAGAAUAACAGUACUUGGUCAUGUUCAACGUGGAGGAAAUCCUUCAGCUUUUGACAGAAUUUUGGGUUCUAGAAUGGGGGCUGAAGCAGUUAUGGCAUUGAUGGAAUCUAAUGAAACAACUGAAGCAAGCGUGAUAUCAUUGGAUGGUAAUCAAGCUGUGAGGAUUCCUCUAAUGGAAGGAGUAAAGCAAACUAAAGCAGUAGCCAAAGCCAUGGAAGAGAAGAAAUGGGAUUUAGCUGUUGAACUUAGAGGCAAGUCGUUCCAGAGAAAUUUGGACACUUAUAAACUUCUAACUCGUCUUAAGCCUCCAAAAGAAAUUUAUGAAGGAAAAGAAAAAACGCCUUUGAAAAAGCAGCAAGAUACAUUGUGGGGAUCGGAAGGUUACGUAAUGGCCGUGAUUCACAUCGGAGCUCCAGCAUGUGGUAUGAAUGCUGCGGUACGUUCUUUCGUUAGAAACUGCAUCUACCGUGGUGACACUGUUAUCGGAAUACAUGAUGGCUUGGAGGGUCUUUUAGCUGGACAUGUCAAAAAAAUGGCUUGGUCAGAUGUAACAGGAUGGGUGGCUCAAGGUGGUGCUUAUUUGGGAACAAAAAGGUCGUUGCCAGUUGAUAAAAUGGAUGAAAUUGCUAAGAAAUUUACAGAAUAUGGAAUUCAAGGAUUACUAAUCAUAGGUGGAUUUGAGGGAUAUCAAGCAGGACUUCAUUUCACAGAAAAUCGUGACAAAUACGAAGCGUUCCGUAUCCCCAUUAUGGUGAUUCCAAGCACGAUCAGUAAUAACGUGCCAGGUACAGAAUUUUCUCUGGGAUGUGAUACCGCAUUAAACGAAAUUACAGAAAUUUGUGAUCGUAUAAGGCAAUCUGCUCAAGGAACGAAAAGAAGAGUAUUCGUUAUUGAAACUAUGGGAGGAUAUUGUGGAUAUUUGGCAACUUUGGCAGGUUUGGCUGGUGGAGCUGAUGCAGCUUAUAUCCAUGAAGAAAAAUUCACUAUCAAAGAAUUACAAGAAGAUGUAUACCAUAUGGCAGCCAAAAUGUCGGAAGGUGUACAAAGAGGUUUGAUUUUGCGUAAUGAAAAAGCUUCUGAAAACUAUAACACGGAAUUCAUAUAUCGUCUUUACGCAGAAGAAGGAAAAGGACUAUUUAGCGCUAGAAUGAACAUUUUAGGUCAUAUGCAACAAGGAGGUUCCCCUACUCCAUUUGAUAGAAAUUUGGGCACAAAAAUGGCAGCCAAAGCUGUUGACUGGUUUGUUUGUCAGUUGAAGGCUAAUAUGAAAGAUGGAAAACCCAACUGCAUGAAUCCAAAUACUUCUUGUCUGCUGGGCGUUCUGAAAAGACAAUAUAAAUGUACACCACUUACGGUUUUGAAAGAAGAAACAAAUUUUGAGAAACGUAUUCCCAAGGAACAAUGGUGGUUGAAAUUACGUCCACUUCUGCGUAUUUUGGCUAAACAUGAUUCAGCUUAUCAGGAAGAAGGCAUGUAUCUAACUGUUGAAGAACACUCUUUAGCCGACAACCUUUACGGCUGAUAGCUUUUUAAAGCUAUUAAAAUUUUAGUCGAAACUUUAUCAAAAUCUCUGAGAACUUACAAAUAUUAAUUUCACAUGUGUAUUUCAGAUGUUUAAAAACUAAAAAUAAUCUCAGAAUUCUGAAACAUUUAAUAUUUAAAAAAUAAUAAUAAUAAUUUAGGAAAUAAUAUUUGUUGGUUCAUAUAAAACAGAGAGACUAUGUACUAGGUAAUUUUAAGAUUGUGUUUUUAUGAAUUUUAAACCAAUUCUAGCAAGUGAGCAUCAAAGUGGUAGUAGACCAUUACCAAACUGUACUGACCAAUUUACAAUGUGUACGCACCUUGUGGAUGAGGUUGACAAAUUUUUUAUUCUUAUAUCUACUUCAGUAGCCAAGGAAAAUGUGUGUAAAUGAAGAAUCUUUUUAUUUUCAUAGUGUGCCGAAUUUGCUCGUAACUUGUUGGUUCUAGUCGUGACAUAGUAUUUUUUCAUUGUUAUCGAUAUAUUGAUGAACUAACUGUUGAAUCUACCUCAUCUUCAAUAGUCUUGGUUCUCCUCAAUAAUAUUUCCAUCAAUUUAAUCAAUUUUUCCAGGUGGGCAGGUAUCUCUUCUAAGUUUUCAUGUUGAAGAAUAUUUGCAAAAAUCUACGACUGUAAGCUUCUCUAGUAUACGGAUUAAGAUAUUAAUUGGUUUUUUGUCAACUUCAACUUGUUCCUCAUUCUUCAAAUUAUGUUCACAAGUACUGCUCCUUUUCAUAUACUUAUUUUUUGGUCAAGCAUUUGCCCUAAGCAUAUUUACAUUUGCUCGAUAGACACUAAAGUAAUUUUUUUGUAAUAUAAUUACGGGUAAUCGUGUCAUCCUAAACGAUUAUGAUUAGGUUGUUUAACAUGAUGAAAGUUUGAUAUGUUGAAAGUUUGGAAGCAGAUGUUUGUGUGUGUUAGUUUCAUUUCAACACAAUUAGAGUAAGACUCCACUUAACGCGUAGAAUACGUUCCAACAAAGUAGAGCGUAAGACAAAACAGUGCUAAACGAGGCUAUCUUACCAUGUAAAUAAUGGGGUUAUCCUCUGCGGAUAUUGGAGAUCUUCCAUUUGGGAGCGCGUCAUAUAAAUUUAAAUAUCAGAUAAAUGUUCCCUUAUCCCGAAAAUGUUGUUACACAUUGAAACAAAUAUAUCGAAUCCUAUAAAAUUUGUUUAUAGCACAAUAAUGUUUCUGUCCAUUUACUUAUUGACAUCAAUAACCUACUUCUUAACUGUGCACCAAGUUGUCUCGUACAUAAAAUUGAAAUUUAUUAUUUUGUUAUGAUAAAAGUUCAUUGGAAAAUCCAACAUUAGUUGGAUAUUAAAACCAUCUAUGUUCCUAUUUCAAGAUGGUACCAAGUCUGGUCUCGACUAAAGUGGAUGCUACUUACUUCCACUUUUAAACUCUAGUAGAAGUAUCACAUUUUUGUUAAAGGUAGAUUCUAAUUGCUGGAAGUAAUUUCAUAAUGAAGAAAAUAAAUUUAUCUAACCUCCAUCUAUCAAAAUUAAAACAAUAUCUUAUUUAUACAUUUAUCAGCUUCGUGUUUAAUCUUCAUAUCCCUUAUCAUUUCAUUUUUUUUCAUUUUUACAAAGUGAUGCUCUCUAUUGGAGUAAUAAAUAACCGUCUACUUUUUGUAUUAACUUUAUUAAGACUAUAUAUGAGAUAUUAGCUGCUUUCCAUUUACACCAAAACUCAAAUAAUUCUCACCUGUGACGUCGCAACUCAGUUCAAUGUUCUGUAUCACAAGUAAGACCUAACUGAGUUUUUACCCGCAAUCUGCACAAGCUUGAGACCCUGAGUUUUGUGAACUCAGAUUGAAAGUGAGGUUGAGGACAUGACGUUGUCAAAUUUUAUCAUAAGCAAAUAAGGUUACAAUACUAAAUUAUUGAAAACAGUCAUAUUCCUUUUAUUCACUGUGUAGUGACGUCAUUAUUUGAGUAUAAGAUACUCACAUAAUGGAGUGUCUCAGUUCAAUUGAAUGUGAAUGGAAAGCAGCUACUGUAAGCUUUAUCAGUUCUAUUAUUUAUUCUAUUAUAAUCGUCCAUUUUGAUUCUAAUUUAAUUAUUUUUUGAAUGAAUUCUGUACGGUUCAAUUACUUUAGUAUUAUUUAGUAUCAUUCAUUCAUUCAUAUAUUAUUUAUUUAUCAAUCAAGAGCAGGUUUUUAAGCCCUUGAAAUGUUGUUAUAGUUUUGAAGUGUAUACAAAAUAACGUUGUAUUGUGACAAAAUAAAACUAUAUAAAAUGCAAAA
Diorhabda sublineata is the source of this 4959-nucleotide messenger RNA. Its product is annotated as ATP-dependent 6-phosphofructokinase. Gene Ontology annotation, molecular function: fructose-6-phosphate binding; AMP binding; ATP binding. Bases 313 to 2715 code for a protein of 800 amino acids. Gene Ontology annotation, cellular component: 6-phosphofructokinase complex; cytoplasm. Gene Ontology annotation, biological process: fructose 1,6-bisphosphate metabolic process; fructose 6-phosphate metabolic process; canonical glycolysis. The record is from RefSeq and is a predicted model, not a curated record. Lineage: Eukaryota; Metazoa; Arthropoda; Insecta; Coleoptera; Chrysomelidae. The transcript is spliced from 18 exons.